AUGAGUCACGCAGUCAACUAUGAAUAUUGAUUAUGCAUGGAUAAAGAGUUGUUUGGUAGUGAAAAUAGUUCAAUAAUAAGAAGCAUUACCGUCAACCUGGUACAUAUCAUGCAUGUGUAAGGUUAAACCAUCUAAGCAUUAUGUCUGUUUGCAGCAAUAAAACAUUUCAUAAAUACAUGAACGGUUAAACCACUCUUCUGUUAUGAUAUAAUCAGCCAGAUAUAACUCAGAGUGUCAGCCUGGACAGGAGAAAGCCAAGGAAUGGAAAUGUAACCAAAUAAAGCAGAGAUGGAGACGGAGACGCGUUCGCUGCCCUCUUCCUUAUAUGGUAACAGCGCGUGGAACGCAGGGGCGGGGCUGCAGAGGAAAAUGAGCGAGAGCGGAAAGCAAAAGGACCCUUCAGCUUUGAAGGAGGAGGGGAACAAUCUUUUCAAGGCAGGAGACCUGCAGGGCGCUGUCUGCUGUUACACCAAAGCCCUAAAGCUCAGUGAGAGCCAAGCAGAUAGUGCUGUUCUGUACCGCAACCGAUCCGCCUGCUACCUUAAACUGGAGGACUACAGCAAGGCAGAGGCUGAUGCUUCAAAAGCACUUGACACUGACCCCGGUGACGUCAAAGCCAGGUUUCGGAGGGCCCAGGCUUUUCAGAAACUUGGUCGGCUUGACCAGGCUUUCCUGGAUGCCCAGAGGUGCGCCCAGCUAGAACCUAAAAACAAAGCAUUCCAGGAUCUACUCCGACAGCUGGGAGCACAGAUCCAGCAAAAGUCAGCACAACUAAACUCCACGGAUGCUCGUGUGCAGCAGAUGUUCUCCCUGCUCUUAGAUACAUCUGCUAAAGACUCAGAUCGACAGAAGGCUGCCCAGAAUCUGGUGGUGUUAUCUCGAGACGAAGCGGGAGCUGAGCAGAUUUUCCGUAACGAUGGUGUGAAGCUAAUUCAGAAACUUCUUCAGUCAAAGCUGGAGGAGGUUGUUCUUUCUGCUCUCAGGACAUUAGUUGGGCUGUGCACAGGACAUCAGUCAAGAGCUAUGGCUAUAGUAAAUGAGUUGGGAAUGGAGCAGCUGUGUGCGGUAAUGGGAACAGCAGCCACCACUGUGUCUCUGGCCGCCUGCCACCUGCUGCAAGUGAUGUUUGAGGCUCUGACGGAGGGUAUGAAAAGAGAGAUCAGAGGGAAAGAUGAAGCCAUACUUCCUGAACCGUCCAAGGAGCUGCGUUCAAUGUUGCGCCACCUCUUGGAAAUGUUGCCUGCAUCUAAUGUGUCAGGGCCGGGAAGAGACAGCGCCAUCAACCUUCUUGUCAAACAAGUACCGCGCAAGUCCUUGAAAAACCCCGACAACUCCCUAACGUUAUGGGUGAUAGACCAAGGGCUAACGAAAAUCCUGCAGGUUGCCGGGACCGUCCCUGAGGUCUCAGAAGGACCGCCUCUCACAGACAACACUCACAUGAGCUGCUCUGUCUUGCUGAGCAAACUCUACGAUGACCUAAAUAGCGACAAAGAGAGGGACAACUUCCACAAACUGUGUGAAGAAUAUGUCCAGCAACACUUUAGCCGACUUGGCCUGGACGCCAAGCUGCGAGCCAUACAGACGGUCUCCGUGCUCCUCCAAGGGCCGAGCGACGUUGGCAACAGAACUCUGGAAAUGUCAGGAAUGAUGGACGCUGUGAUUUCUCUGUGCGCCUCCAAAGAUGUCACUCACCAGCAGGUAGCGGUGGAGGCUCUUAUUCAUGCUGCGGGCAAAGCCAAGAGAGCCUCCUUCAUCACAGCCAACGGCGUUGCCCUCCUCAAGGACCUCUACAAGAAGAGCGAGAAUGACAGGAUACGUGUGAGAGCCCUCGUGGGUUUGUGCAAGCUUGGAUCAGCAGGGGGGACAGAUUUCAGCAUGAAACAGUUUGCAGAGGGCUCCACGCUUAAGCUUGCCAAGCAGUGCAGGAAAUGGCUAUGUAAUGAAUCUCUGCCCCCAACCUCCCGCCGCUGGUCUGUAGAAGGUCUCGCCUACCUCACCUUUGAUGCUGAUGUGAAGGAAGACUUGGUGGAAGACAAGAAUGCUCUCUUGGCCAUGUUUGAACUAGCAAAGUCUGAGGACAAGACUGUGCUCUUUGCUGUGGGCUCCACAUUAGUGAAUUGCACCAACAGCUAUGAAGUGGAGAAGCCAGACCCUCAAAUGGUGGAGCUGGCCAAGUAUGCAAAGCAGCAUGUGCCUGAGGAACACCCUAAGGAUGCACCUUCCUAUGUGGAAAAAAGGCUGGGGAAGCUACUGGAGGCUGGUGUGGUGUCUGCAUUGGUGUGUAUGGUCAAACAGGAGAGCCCUGCCCUCACCGAGGCUUGUAAGGAGUGCAUUGCCAGGGUGUUCUUGGCUGUGGUGGAACGCCAGGAAGACAGAGGGACAGUGGUGGCACAGGGUGGAGGAAAGGCUCUGAUCCCACUUACAUCUGACAACACAAAUGUAGGAAAAAUCAAGGCUGCACAAGCCCUGGCAAAAAUAACCAUCACAUCCAACCCAGAGAUUGCCUUUCCGGGAGAACGGAUCUAUGAGGUGGUGCGCCCCCUUGUCAGUCUCCUGAGUCUUGAGUGCACCCUGCUGCAGAACUUCGAGGCACUGAUGGCUCUCACCAACCUGGCCGGCAUCAGCGAACGACUCAGGCAAAAGAUCAUAAAAGAGGAAGCUGUUCCAAAGAUUGAAGGUUACAUGUUUGAGGAGCACGAACUGGUCCGAGCUUCUUCCACAGAGUGCAUGUGCAAUAUGAUUUUAAGUACAGAGGUGCAGAAACGGUAUCUGGCCACAGGGAAUGAUCGGCUGAAGCUGCUCGUGCUUUACAGCGGGGAGGAGGACGAGAGGCUACGGAAAGCUGCAGCAGGAAGUCUGGCCAUGCUGACCGCUGAACAGCCUGAGAUCUGCGCCCGCAUCCCUGAAACUACAACCCACUGGCUAGAGAUUUUGCAAGCAUUGCUGCUAUGCGAAAUAUCCGACCUACGUCAUCGCGGAGCGGUCAUCGUCCACAAUAUGAUUCAGGCGGAGAAGAGUCUGGCUGAGACGCUCAUGGAGAGUGAAGCUCUGGAGAUUCUUUCUGUCCUUGCAAAGGGAGGAGAGGGCACUUCAGAUCCUGUCUCCAAGGUAGCUCAGAACUGUCUGGAUAAAGCCAUGGAGUACGGUAUCAUCAAAAGCAGGGAAGGAAAGGAAAAGAGCGAAGGAACUGAACCCUGAAAACACAUCUGCAGUGUGUAGAUGUGCCUUUCAGCAGGAUUUAAGUGCUUUGUGUCAUUUCAGUUUUUCAAGAAAUGGUUUCUUAAAAUGUGUCUUAACUAAAACAUGAGAAAAGCAAUAAGGAAUUGAAUGAAGAACGGUAUUAAAUGACAACCAGCAGAUAUUCACACAAGUAUUUUCCACAUAUGAGUUUGAACUGCUGCUUCACACUGCACGCUAAGGAUUGUGAAUUUUCUGAAUGUCUGCAUUCCCCACUUGGAGAUACUUCUAUAUACACUACCAGUCAAAAGUUUGGACACACCCUCUCAUUCAAUUCAAUGAGAAAGUGUGUCAAAACAUUUGACUGGUAGUUUAUAUUCUUUACAUUUUCCUUAAAGAGCGACAUUCCUUUAAUCAAAUGUUUUUAUUUGCUCCUUUAUAAUUACUACAAUUUGAUUGCCCUAUUUUUUUAUAUUACACACUACCAAUUCCAAAACAAAACAAACAAACAAAAACAUUUCAUUCACAUUAUCAUGUGUUUUUGGCUGUAUGCCAUCAGUAUCAUUGAAACACCACUACAUUCCCGGUGUGCUACGUGUAUGGUUUAUUUUGUUUUUAUAUAAUUACCACUGUACACGUGGAAAAUAAAUAAAACUUAUGAUUAAAACUUAA
This is a messenger RNA of Mugil cephalus (flathead mullet), 3849 nucleotides long. RefSeq names its product unc-45 myosin chaperone A (gene unc45a). Gene Ontology annotation, molecular function: Hsp90 protein binding. The transcript has 20 exons. The record is from RefSeq and is a predicted model, not a curated record. Lineage: Eukaryota; Metazoa; Chordata; Actinopteri; Mugiliformes; Mugilidae. The coding region runs from base 289 to 3198 and encodes 969 amino acids.